This is a messenger RNA of Macrosteles quadrilineatus (aster leafhopper), 1318 nucleotides long. It is a transcript of the gene Tasp1, whose product is annotated as threonine aspartase 1. Gene Ontology annotation, molecular function: threonine-type endopeptidase activity. The transcript is spliced from 9 exons. Gene Ontology annotation, biological process: protein maturation. The record is from RefSeq and is a predicted model, not a curated record. NCBI's taxonomy places the organism in Eukaryota, Metazoa, Arthropoda, Insecta, Hemiptera, Cicadellidae. Bases 219 to 1274 code for a protein of 351 amino acids.
UUUUCUUUAACGAAAUGUCAAAUUGAGUAUUUAUUUUAAUUUAAUAAUUUAUUGAAACAGGAUUGAAAAUAAUGAAUGUUUUGUUGUGACAAUCAUUACUUGACAGUUAUUAAAACACAACCUAACCAAUGAACUCUAUAAAAAAUUAUACUAAAAGUAUCAUUUGAAACCAUUACUCACUUAAGUGCUAAGCUAGGCCUAAUUUUUAACCUACAAGCAUGUCGGGUUUCGUUUGUGUCCAUGUUGGAGCAGGUCAGCAUUCAAAUAAUUUAGGAUUGAGAUAUGAACAGCUCUGUCGAGAAGCAAGUAAACAAGGAAUAGAUGUUCUAAAGAGAGGAGGUUCUGCAAUUGACGCUGUUGUGGAAGCUACAAUGCUGCUGGAAGAUUCUCCGUUGACCAACUCUGGGUUUGGCUCCAACCUGAGCUGGAACGGACAGGUCGAGUGUGACGCGAGUGUCAUGAAUGGGGAGAAUUUCUCGUUUGGAGCUUGCGGUGCUGUUGCCGGUGUGAAGAAUCCUGUCGCACUUGCUAAACAUAUCUGUCAACAGCAACUUGUUAGUUUGCCUCUCGGACGUGUUCCUCCCAGUCUGUUAGCAGGAGAAGGUGCUUUCAAGUAUGCCAUAGAAAACAACAUCACAAUAGUUGAUUGUGAUUCACUUAUUAGCGCGAGAGCAUUAAAAAUGUAUAAACAUUGCAAAAAGAGAUUAUCCUGGUACGAUGAACACUCAGCAAAACUGAUGAAAACCGAAGAGCAAAUCAAACAAGAGAUGCAGGAAGUGUUAGAUACAGUGGGAGCAGUUUGUGUUGACUCUGCCGGGAACAUUGCUGCAGCGUGUUCGAGCGGGGGAGUGUUGCUCAAACGAGAAGGAAGGAUAGGUCAGGCAGGCAUUCAAGGCGCAGGCUGCUGGGCUCAAGGUGACGUUGGAGUCGUAACAACGGGCUGCGGGGAACAUCUCAUAUCCACCUGUCUCGCGCGGGAAGUAGCCAGAAACAUUAAGUCUUCCAAAUGUCCUAUUACUGCCCUUCAAAACACAGUACGAGAGGACUUCUUGAACUCGCCACUUCUUAGCAGGGUGGAGGAGAAGCUAGCGGGAGUACUGGUCGUAAAGACCUACGAGGCAGGAAGAGGGGAGAUGAUCUACGCUCACACCACACAGUCAAUGUGUAUUGGCUAUUCAACUACCAAUCAAAAGAAACCAAAGAGUAGAAUGUCCAGGUUACCACCUGGGUCCAAGCAUGGACAGUCAAUUGCGAUCGAAGGAGUUUGUUUCUGAAAACAUUAUGUAAGCUUUUGUAAAUAAAAUAGUUUAAAACCUUC